AUGCGCGCAGGCGCCCUGUGGUCGGUAGCGGAUGAGUGGGGAGACGGCGCGAAUCAGAAGCUGGGCGCACUGCGCAUGCGGUAUCAAUGCUGGGGGAGGUCGAAGAAGAGCCCCAAAUGUUGCAGUCGCGUGUUCGGAAACCGGGCGGCGGCAGCGCAAGAAGAGCCACAGAGGUUCAAAAAAAAUGAGGAAGGCCCGGGCGUAGCGAUGCGACGGCGCGAUUGGUCAGGAUUCGAGACUAGUGGUGCAGUGGUCGAUGGGAGUACCCGUAUACAAGGGUACAGUGAACUUUUUUUUUCCCUUGUUGCGGCGCAAGUUGGAGGCGAAUGCGAUGCGAUGGAAGUGGGAAUUGCGACACUUGCCAACGCAGUGGAUGCAGGCGGUCCAAAGGGGAAAGACGAGGAAUCGGCGACAGGACCGAACUGGAGGACUCGCUGA
Penicillium waksmanii is the source of this 438-nucleotide messenger RNA. RefSeq lists its product as uncharacterized. The transcript has 2 exons. The record is from RefSeq and is a predicted model, not a curated record. Bases 1 to 438 code for a protein of 145 amino acids. Lineage: Eukaryota; Fungi; Ascomycota; Eurotiomycetes; Eurotiales; Aspergillaceae.